Molecule: messenger RNA, 625 nt
Organism: Phodopus roborovskii (desert hamster)
Lineage: Eukaryota; Metazoa; Chordata; Mammalia; Rodentia; Cricetidae
Gene: Vamp5
Product: vesicle associated membrane protein 5
Exons: 3
Coding region: 66-356 (96 amino acids)
Biological process (GO): Golgi to plasma membrane protein transport
Cellular component (GO): plasma membrane
Source: RefSeq, a predicted model, not a curated record
CGCCGGGCAGAGGAGCUGGAGCCGGCAAGCAGGAGGCGGCGGUGGCUGUGGAGGCUGCGGAGGCGAUGGCAGGGAAAGAAUUGGAACGAUGCCAGCGGCAGGCGGACGAAGUGACGGAAAUCAUGCUCAACAAUUUCGACAAAGUCCUGGAGCGUGAUGGCAAGCUGGCAGAGCUGGAGCAGCGCUCAGACCAGCUCCUGGACAUGAGUUCAGCCUUCAGCAAGACAACCAAGACUCUAGCCCAGAAGAAGCGCUGGGAGAAUAUCCGGUUCCGGAUCUACCUGGGGCUGGCAGUGGCCGGUGGCCUGCUCAUCAUCCUGAUUGUGCUGCUGGUCAACUUUCUUAGUAAACCCUAAGCCUAGGAUGCAAGCACUGGCUUAAGGACUGGGGACUGACCCAGCCAGGCCUGGAGGACAGGCUGAAUGGCUGCACUGACCUCUUCUGGUCAGAGAAUCCUGGCGCUUGCUUGUGCCUAGGCCACCGAGUGAGUGCUGAAGGGCAUCCUGGAUAUGUGCACAUCUGCAUCUCCCAUCAUGCCAUAGACUGGCCCUUGAGGGCAGCCUGCUGCACUGGCCCUAUUAGGCAACACCGCUGGAGCUCAGUAAAAGCUGCUGUUUGGUUAAAA